Molecule: messenger RNA, 1444 nt
Organism: Jatropha curcas
Lineage: Eukaryota; Viridiplantae; Streptophyta; Magnoliopsida; Malpighiales; Euphorbiaceae
Source: RefSeq, a predicted model, not a curated record
CCAUGGUUGCCUCUAUAGCUGUCAAGAGGAGAACACCAUUUUUUGUAAUUUAAAGUUUUGCUGAUGCUACUAAGGAACAUAAGGAGGUUGGUCCUUAUCUCGCCAUUUUUUUAGUCCUCAUCGCAUAGCCUAUGAGUGUAAGUUACUGAGUCAGUACGUAGGUAGCUAUUGUGAUUGCGGAAAUGCUAUGAACUCUUCAGCCAUAGUGGAUACUAUUGGGUCAAAGGAUUCGUUAGAUGGAGGAGUUUUUGUUAAAGAACUUGCUCGUUUUGUAAUAAGUGAUGAAUUACUGGUGAUGCAUGCAUCAACUGCUGCAAGCUUUCCGUUGAUUUCCAAGCAUGGAAUCCUGGAUGAGAGCUCCAUUGAGGAGAGGAUCUUUGACAUUGGAUUAAACGAGGUCUUGAGUUUGCAGAAAAGCUUAUUUAUAUCAAAAUUGCCUUUGACCAAAACUCUGUUGAAGCCUAAAGAAUUAUCUGAAUUAGGCAAUGAAACUUCGGAUCAAUCGAGCCUUAAUUUUAAAUGUCAAAUUGGCGAAAGUGCAUCAAAAGAAAAUGGGAAGAUUUGUGUGAGGCUUGUGCUUAGCAAAUCCAAGAAAAGGGUGUGCUAUGCAGAAGUUGGAGAAGAUUUUGUUGAUUUACUCUUUAGUUUCCUUACCUUUCCUCUUGGUUUUAUAAUCAAAAAGAUGAAUGGCGCUCCUUCAAAAGGAUGCAUAAAUCAUUUAUAUAAUUGUAUUAAGGAUUUUGAUAGUGAGAAUUACUUCAAGUCAAAUGACCACAAAGAGAUUUUACUUAGUCCCAAGAUUGCUCCUGAUUUUGGCUAUGAGAAACAGCUGCUAGGGGUGGAGGAAGCUAGCCACCAGCAGUACUACUAUGUAUUUGAUUACUCUGGUAAAGGUAGGUUUUCUAUGGAUAAUGAACCUUCUAGCAAAAGAGUAAUUGCUUUAACUGUAAAAGAUCCUAAAUCACCGAACAAGAAAGCUAAAGCUUGUGGAGGAUUUGUGAUGAAACCUGCUAUGUUCACAGUAACAGAUGAUCUGAUUGUAACACCCAUAUCCCUAGUCUCAGGUACGUCUAUUUUAAACAAAUUGAAUGUACCUUUCAAUGACAUUGAGGAGCGCGUCGUGUAUGUAGGGAACGAAGAGGCUUCUCGGCUCCUGGUAGCCUCUUUUAUAUCUGAAUCUGCACUAACCGAGAGCUUUCUCCAGGAAAAGAAAAACCCAGAAAACCCUUUCCGUUUUGAUCAUAUUUGAGCAAAUAGGAUUUGUUGGUCAUUGUGAUAUAAUGGAUAUCGUUGUAAAAGUAAGAAUUUAUGUUUCUACUUUGAUUUGUUAUUGGCUAUGUUAUGGCCUCUGAGGAGGGUUUAAUUAUUGUAUUGGCGAUGAGUUUGGCUAUUUUGAUCCAUAUAUUUUAGUAAAAUUCUGUUUUUGUCGUUUAUAUACAAGUAA